AGCACGGAAGGAGAAUAGCCUCUGUGCGAGCUGCUGUGAAUUCUCCCGGGAGACAGAACUAGACAAGCGAAGCCUCACUCCUGGUACCGCUUGGUACUCAAGCUUCCUCAGACAUAAAAAUAACAACAACCAUGCACCGGAUAAUUUCCAAAUUUCGUGCUUUCUUUCAGAGGAAAGCAGACUCCGACUCCGAGGAAGAGAGAGAGGAGAAGCUCUUGGAAGGUGCUGGCAUGUUCCAAACAAUGAAGGGAGUUGCAACAGGGUCCUGCAGUGGCUAUGGUUACCCUAAUGAACACAUCCUCAAUGCUGGUGUCAUGGCGGACAAGGAACUUCUUAAGCAAAAAGGUCCCGAAGCUGUGGAAAUAGAUGAGAUCAUUCGCGGAUUGAAUGCAACCACAGUGGGUGCUUACUAUCGUGGCCAUGAUGAACCACCAGAACGUCACAUGACAGUUUCACUUGACUGUAUUAAGUCUCUAAUGGAUGGUGUUGAUCAUAUCAAUCACGAUCAAUCCUUCUCUCUCGACAUUGUCUGUAAAGAUUUUGAACCUUAUAAGGGUGACCUGGUAGAAAUUGAGUUUUCGGAACAGGGAGACCCACAGAGCAGAAAGGCCAUCUCGGUGAAGCCUCUGAAACACUAUCAUAUAAACGAGGUUUGCAUUACCAGAGCAGACGGACGAACUGGAGUGUUAGAAGACACCAUCUUUUUCACCUUGGAUUCUCUGAAACUUCCUUCUGGAUAUGUGCCUCAACGAGAUGAUAUUGUCAAUGUGGUUGCAGUACGGAGCAUUCAAUCCCCCUAUUUCUGGAGAGCAAUCACAAUGACCCCAGUACAAGUAUCAUAGGAAUAAAGCCUUUGCAUUUCUUCUCCACCAUUACUUCUAUGGCUGAGGGGCCUGGUUUAAUGCAAUAGUUUGAAUUACUAAGCCAAAAUAUAUGUUCAAUAUGUUUUUACUUGGAAACACCCUGAUGAUUUUGUUGGAAGUAUGGACUCACUUAGGAAGGUGCCUGAUCUAUUCAGAGACAUCCCCAAACUGGCUUUUGUCUGUAGCAAAGGCACAGCACUUCAUAUUAGGUCAAAUUCUUUGUUUUCCAUGGUCAGGAAUGUAUUGUGCUGCUAGUGGUCCUUGAACAACAUUCAGGGGGAGCUCUGCAAAUACAAGUGUGUAAUAGCUGAGUCCCCUUAUACUGUAUACAAUGUUUCCUUUUUCCAUAGCAUUUUUCAUUUCCCAGUACCUAUUCAGUUGUUAAAUUUAAUACCUAUGUAGUGGAACCCAUACGUCCAUGUUAGAACGUGAGCUUCGUAUAUACAGGGUUUGUGUUUAUCCACAGCUUCUCGGCUGUGCCUGAUAGUUGAGGCAGAUGGCAUCUUGCUAGCUUUAAUAACCGAGUUAUCUAAGCAACAGUCCUGUUUACCUGUGGUUAAUUUGCCCUUCAGUCUCCGGGAAUGAAAUGUUCUGUAUGUUAUCAGCUGUUUAGUUGCUGGGCAUUUGGAAACAAAAACAUUGCCGUAUGGGGUGUGAAUCAGCUUCCACGCUCUUCUUUGUGGGAGAGGUGAAGCUUGUGUCCAGAAAAGCACUGGAACAAAUCCGAAGCACCAUGAAGGACGGGGACACGGCCUUCUCAAGCUGGAGGCUGUUACUAAGAUCCCAUGGGUUUACCCCAUGAGAUUCCUCCAUUUUUCUUAACAGCAUGUACCCAGAUGACUGUACUUUUGUGAGGAAAGAAAAACCUUACACAGCAUCUUCACACACAGGCAGGACCCUCAGGAGACAUAAUCUUCAAGUAACAGACUUAUGUGUGCCAAAGUCUUUCACCUGGAGAAGAGGCGGUUGUGGAGAGCUAUGGCAGUACCAUGUGAGGAGCGCUUAGUGCUUUUUGACUUCGAUGAUGAAGAUGACCUGAAUGUUUCCCAGAACUCUUUAUCUGAAGAAAAGAGUCUAUUCUUUGACAAAGAUGAGAAGAAAUGUCCUCCUGCAGCUGAUGAAGAGAAGAAAUGCCCUCCUGAAGAAGUGGAUGAAGAUAUGGGACAUGAAAUGCGCAAUGUGUUGGAUAAACUUAGAGAUAAUAUUACUAAUUCUCUUCUUGAAAAGAGAAGAAGAACGCAAAUGUACUCAGAAAAUGUUUCCAAAAAGACUAACUACAAAAUGAAACAAGCUUGGAAAAACAAACAACAGCAAAUGCUGAAAGCUGACAAUGAACAUUACCAGCAGUUUAUGGAUCUGUUUAAGCAGUGGGAGUUGGAGAAGCAGAACUAUGAAAAUCAACAAAAACACUUAAUUAAUAUUUUACAACAACAGAAAAGGAUGCUAAGACAGUGUAAAAUUAAACAAAGCCAGAAAAUGAAACUAAUUAUGCAGAUGUAUACACAAUACGUGCAGCACAUGAAGGAUAAGGAUAAUAAUACACUUACUGCUUCAUUCAUUGAACUUAAAGAAGAGAUGGCUGAGUAUCAAAGGAAAUAUAUGAUGGAAACUCAGAAGCAAGAUAUUGCAAAUAUUCGGAAGUCUCUUCAAUCUAUACUAUUUUCAUGAUUCUUUGAAGACAACUUGAACCUGUGUAAAACAAUAUAAUUUUAAUGUUAGAUAAAAAGCAUGUUUUUAUGGUGGAAAUCCAGGUUUAAAUUUAAAUGAAAACAGGCAAAUGACUAACACCUAUCCUUAUAUAUGAAGGUUUUCACUCUUCUUGUUAAGUAGUGAGAUUUUUCUCUCCAAAAAUGUGAAUUAACUUUUGUGAAUAAAGAUUAGUUUUUUUCUUUUGGCAUUAGCAUAUUGCUUUAUUUUAAUUUUGAGACAUGAUCUCCCCAUGUGACCCAGACUAUUCUCCCAUUUCUGGGCUCAAGUGAUUCUCACACCUUAACCUUCAAAAUACCUGUGAUUUUUAAUUUUUUUUGGCUUGUUACUAGCCAGUUUUUAUUAAUUAAUUAAUUAUUUAUUUUUUUAUUAAAAAUUCCCGCCUCCCAUUUCCCUCCCCCUCCCCCCACACCUCUCCUCCUUCCUCUCCAGUCCAAAAGAUCAGUCAGGGUUCCCUGCCCUGUGGGAAGUCCAAGGUCCUCCCACCUCCAUCCAGGUCUAGGAAGGUGAGCAUCCAAACAGGCUAGGUUUCCACAAAGCCAGUACGUGCAGUAGGAUCAAAAUCAAGUGCCAUUGUCCUUGGCUUCUCAGCAGCCCUCAUUGUUCGCCAUAUUCAGAGAGUCCGGUUUUAUCCCAUGGUUUUUCAGUCGGAGUCCAGCUGGCCUUGGUGAGCUCACAAUAGAUCAGCCCCACUGUCUCCGUGGGUGGGUGCACCCCUCGUGGUCCUGACUUCUUUGCACAUAUUUUCCCUCCUUCUGCUCCUCCUUGGGACAUUGGGAGCUCAGUCCGGUGCUCCAAUGUGGGUCUCUGUCUGUAUCUCCAUCCAUCGCCAGAUGAAGGUUCUAUGGUAAUGUGCAAGAUAUUCAUCAGUAUGGCUAUAGGAUAGGGCCAUUUCAGGUCUUCUGUCCUCAGCUGCCCCAGGAACUAACUGGGGACAUCGCCCUGGGUACCUGGGAGCCCCUAUAGAGUCAGGUCUCUUGACAACCCUAAGAUGACUCCCUUAAUUAAGAUUUAUACUUCCCUGCUCCCAUAUGGGAUGGUUGGGAUAAAGGAAGAGUGGAUAUGGGAGCAGGGAAGUGAUUUUUAAUUUUUAAUUUUCUAAGAUAUGUAUAGUUCUUAUGUUUGUACAUAUGAAUAGUACUUAUCUCAAAAUUGAAAAUGUUUAUUGAAUCUUUAUAAAAAGCAGCAGCAAAAGAUUGGAAAUUCUCAAUAGCUUUUUAAAUAUUUAUUAUUGUACUGUCCAAAUAAAAUAUAAAAAGGCAUGUGCCUGGCAGCAUUCCUCUGUAGCAAGGUUUCAACUCUUUUAUUGUAAUAGUGAAUUUAUUUCUCUAACACUGUCAAAUAAUUUUAUUGUCAGUAAAGAUUAUUUAAAUUUAAGUUUUGUCUUCAGCAUAUUU
Messenger RNA from Alexandromys fortis (reed vole), 3967 nucleotides. RefSeq names its product cancer/testis antigen 55-like. The coding region runs from base 132 to 842 and encodes 236 amino acids. The transcript has 15 exons. The record is from RefSeq and is a predicted model, not a curated record. Lineage: Eukaryota; Metazoa; Chordata; Mammalia; Rodentia; Cricetidae.